Molecule: messenger RNA, 576 nt
Organism: Acaulospora morrowiae
Lineage: Eukaryota; Fungi; Glomeromycota; Glomeromycetes; Diversisporales; Acaulosporaceae
Source: the annotation of a GenBank genome assembly
AUGAUUUCAAACACAGCUCCAAAAAAUUAUGAUAAAACCCUUGGCUUCAAACACAUUUAUGUUAUUAACCUUGCUCAUCGACGAGACAGACAUUUCAAGAUAAGGGGUAUAGAGAAUGUUCUUGAAUUGGAUUUUGAUUUUUUUCUGGCCGUUAGCAUUAAUGAUAGUGAGAUUCUUGAUAAAUAUGAUUUCAAUAUUGCACUGAACUAUAAAGCAUGCUACGUUAGUUAUUAUAGAGUCUAUAAAUCAAUUGUUCGUAACGGAUAUAAUAGUGGCUUAAUUCUGGAAGAUGAUGUUGAUAUUGAGAUGAGCAUCUCAUUGAUCAUAACUGAUGUUUACCACAUUCUACCCAUCGAUUGGGAAAUGCUAUACAUUGGACAUUGCUCUUGGGAAAAUGGCAGCAAAUUUAUAGGUAAUGCCAGGAGUUUUCAACUUUAUGAAUUCACAUUGCCACUUUGCACAUAUACUUACGCAGUUUCUCUCUCCGGUGCCAAAAAGCUAUUAAAUGAGCUUCUUCAUGCAUCAUUUCCAAUUGAUGUAGAAAUAAUUCAUAGGAUUAAACAAGGAAAUAUCUGA